GCUGCUGUGCCAUAGAAGCGGCAGCCUUACGCUAUUACCGCAUUGGGUGUGCUGGCGCCUGAGCUUGUGCGGCCGAGUACAGCAAACCGUGGAUUGCCUUUACCCAUCUUCACUUUCACCAACAAACCCGGGUCACAUAUAAGCCCCGAAUCACCCGCCCUCCUCGCUUCUUAUCCAAUCCACACACACCUCGCAACCGCACUCAACUCAAAUCACCGCGUAGUUCGCAUAUCCGCACACCAACGCUUACCCCACUUCAACCUACACACCACACAUACGCCAUGUCUACCGAAGCAACCAACGCUCCCAAGAUCAAGCUUGUUACUAGCGACAAUGCUGAGAUGGAGGUCGACCGCCAGGUCGCUGAGCGUUCCAUCCUGAUCAAGAACUUGCUGGAGGAUCUCGGCGGCGACAACGAUGAGGCCAUCCCCAUCCCCAACGUCAACGAGGCCGUCAUGAAGAAGGUCCUCGAGUGGUGCGAGCACCACCGCAACGACCCUCCCGCCUCCCAGGACGACGACUCGGACUCCCGCAAGAAGUCGACCGACAUCGACGAGUGGGACCAGAAGUUCAUGCAGGUCGACCAGGAGAUGCUCUUCGAGAUCAUUCUCGCCGCCAACUACCUCGACAUCAAGGCUCUGCUCGACGUCGGCUGCAAGACCGUCGCCAACAUGAUCAAGGGCAAGUCCCCCGACGAGAUCCGCAAGACGUUCAACAUCCAGAACGACUUCACCCCCGAGGAGGAGGAGCAGAUCCGCCGCGAGAACGAGUGGGCCGAGGACCGCUAAGCGGCCUUGUCUGUUCUCUUGUCGGCUUGCCUGUAAAUAUUGCCAGGUAGAUACUAGUACUGCUUGGUGCAGCUACUACAGGCUCUGGUUUUGGUGUUCGGGGUUCCAUUCGGGCAUGUCAUUCUUCUUGUUCUGCAUAAUACCGGACAAUAUCUGGUACACGAUUCGCACAUCACGAUACUUUGUACGGCUCUGGGUAUAGAGGAUCUAUCUUCAUCAGUGACUCGACUCUAUAGCUACGCAAUGAAAAACGUAAACCUUCA
Messenger RNA from Macroventuria anomochaeta, 1051 nucleotides. Its product is annotated as S-phase kinase-associated protein-like protein 1. The transcript has 3 exons. The coding region runs from base 282 to 788 and encodes 168 amino acids. Gene Ontology annotation, cellular component: nucleus; cytoplasm. Gene Ontology annotation, biological process: SCF-dependent proteasomal ubiquitin-dependent protein catabolic process; mitotic cell cycle. Gene Ontology annotation, molecular function: cullin family protein binding. The record is from RefSeq and is a predicted model, not a curated record. NCBI's taxonomy places the organism in Eukaryota, Fungi, Ascomycota, Dothideomycetes, Pleosporales, Didymellaceae.